Messenger RNA from Trichosurus vulpecula (common brushtail), 1159 nucleotides. RefSeq names its product sulfotransferase family 1A member 2 (gene SULT1A2). Gene Ontology annotation, cellular component: cytoplasm. The record is from RefSeq and is a predicted model, not a curated record. Gene Ontology annotation, molecular function: sulfotransferase activity. The transcript has 8 exons. Lineage: Eukaryota; Metazoa; Chordata; Mammalia; Diprotodontia; Phalangeridae. The coding region runs from base 109 to 996 and encodes 295 amino acids. Gene Ontology annotation, biological process: sulfation.
CCCCGCCCAUAUUAGACCCACAAAACCUUGCAACCCAAACUCCUCGGUCUUCUCUCCAAAGACACUGAUUUCCUUACCAGCACAUCCCCAGAUCCUGGAAAACUCAGGAUGGAGCAGAUCGAAGAUGGCUCCCGGCCGCCCCUGGUGUCUGUGAAGGGCAUUCCGCUCAUCAAGUACUUUGCUGAAAGCAUUGAACUGCUGAAGAAUUUUCAGGUCUGGCCUGAUGAUGUUCUCAUCAGCACCUACCCCAAGUCUGGAACAACUUGGGUAAGCGAGAUCCUAGAUAUGAUCUACCAUGGGGGUGACCAGGAGAAAUGCCAGCGGGCCCCAAUCUAUGACCGAGUGCCAUUUCUUGAGUUCAAGGCCCCAGGAUCCCGCUCUGGAAUGGAGACUCUACAGGAAAUACCUGCACCUCGAAUACUCAAGACCCACCUGCCUCUGUCACUGCUCCCCCAGGCUUUGCUGGAUCGGAAAAUCAAGAUCAUCUAUGUGGCAAGAAAUGCCAAGGAUGUGGCAGUCUCCUAUUUCAACUUCUAUAAGAUGGCAAAGGUACACCCUGAUCCUGGGACCUGGGAAGAGUUCUUGGAGACAUUUAUGACUGGGAAAGUAGCCUAUGGUUCCUGGUACCAGCACGUACUGGAAUGGCAGGAGUUGAGUAAGCGGCACCCAGUUCUCUACCUCUUCUAUGAAGACAUGAAGAAGGAUCCCAAGAGGGAAAUUCAGAAGAUCACAGAAUUUGUGGGACAAUCAUUGCCAGAGGAUAUCCUAGAUCGAAUUGUCCAACAGACAUCUUUCAAGAAGAUGAAGGAGAACCCCAUGGCCAACUAUACCACCGUCCCCAAUGGCAUCAUGGACCACUCGAUCUCUCCCUUCAUGAGGAAGGGUACUACCGGAGACUGGAAGAACACCUUCACUGUAGCCCAGAAUGAGAGGUUUGAUGCUGACUAUGAAAAGAAGAUGGCUGGCUCCGACCUUCACUUUGAUAUGGAGCUCUGAAUUGCAACAGCAAGAGAGGGUCAUCGAUCCUUACUUCUGCAUCGGCCCCCAAUUAUUCUAGUCUUACAAUAAUCUUUUUCAGCGUGCAAAAUUAGCUCCCCUGCAUUCUAGCAUGAAAAAAGUCUAACUCGCUCUUAGUGUUAUAAAGAGUUUAUUUUGCUCA